Messenger RNA from Marchantia polymorpha subsp. ruderalis, 3787 nucleotides. The record is from the annotation of a GenBank genome assembly. NCBI's taxonomy places the organism in Eukaryota, Viridiplantae, Streptophyta, Marchantiopsida, Marchantiales, Marchantiaceae.
CCGUGGACGGAUGGUAGACUGCGAACGAAGGAAGCUCUGCACCGAUUUGCUCGUCGGCUCUUUUCCAUGGGCAGUUGGCUUCGCAGUCGGUCGCUCCUCCUCCUCUUUCUCCUCUUCCUCGGCCUGUGUGAUGAUGAUGAUAAUGAUGAUGCCCUGCCGUGUUCUAUUUCUGGCGCUUCGCAGCUUCUUGCCUGGAGCUCGUGGAGUCACAGGGACCUUGUUCGGUCGGGUUCGAUCGCUGGCUUCUUCUAGCAGCAGUCGUUGAUCCGGCCGAGUAGCAACUGGAUUGCGAUUCGGCGGUCGUCGUGGUUGCUGCCAUGGGGCGGAUGGCUUGUCUCUUUUUCGAGAAGUUACUGUGCGGUCGCAGAGAUUUCAGUGUUGUGAAGGUGGCCGUCGUAUUUUUGGAUGGGUCUCAGAGGUUCGUUGGCUGUGACCCGCAUCGUUCAGGUGAGCUCAAGUGUCAUCGAGUGCCGUCGUUCUCGCAAUCGGUGUUCGGAUUUGGGCAGCGGAUGACGGAACGGAGGUUCGGAAGGAACCGCUCACGCAGGCUUUCGUUUGUCCAAGGAGAGGGGCGAUGAGGAAUAUUCCUGAAAUGGAAGUAAUUCUCAUGGUAUGAGUGUGAGCUGAACAGCUGACAAUUGGUGAAGGUGACGGACAGAAGCUUCCCCGUCUCAUCAUGUGGGGUUUCUUCGUAUGACCCUCAUCUCCAGCUGCUAUCCCGUUAGUCCAUCCGAGACAUCCGAUCGUCAGAAGAUCAGCAGAUCUGACCAAUUUCUUUAUUGAUGGUAUCAUUUGAUUGUAACACUCUACAACAGCAGAAGCUCGCGUCCUGCAACUGACUUGUGAACUUCGUAGCGGGCAAUGUUGAUGUUACUAAUCGUAGAACUGGCGACGAGGGUAUAAAAGCUAUCCCGCAUCGAAAUAAAGCAGCCAACGAAGGUUUCGAUAAUUCUGAGCUUCCGAAAUACCUUUGUACACAGUGCUGCACAGUUACGAGAAAUCAGUCAAAUGAGUGGAGAUCGUGAAAUGCGAAGUAAGCAUUGGGAGUGAAGGAGUCGUAACAAGACUAAAGGAAUCUCUCGAGGUUCUCAGUUUCGAACGAAGUUGAUUUCUUUUUCUUAAGUAAUCACACAAACAAUGUUAACAUCGCAAAUUCUACAGCUGAUAGUCUGUGGUCUAAGAGUAGUAGAGUGUGGCAUCGGGGGACAUCUUAAUGGUCGCAACCAAUUUGAGUGGAGGCAGGUUCGGUAAACGAGUAAAAUCAUUGGCAGCAGAGAAUAAGGAAUGCGUAUGUUGAGGGCAGUAAAGACAAAACAACGUACAGCACGUCUUAAUAGCUCCGACAUCGGCAGAAAUCGGACGCUCUACUGCCCGCGAACACAUUUGCUUCUGGCUACCAACUUAUCAAGACCGUGGAACCCUAUUCUCAUGACACUGCGGUAAAACUUCUGGGUAGAUUUGGCGUGCAAUCUUUUGAUACGGUUCGCAGGCAGAUUAAGGCAUCAUAAGUGUGGUUACGUUGGGUGGAGUUCUGCAAGACUUGAAAGAAGUGCACCGAAAUGAUGGUGGGUGGUUGAAGUUGUGUCACCCGCUCUGGGUUGAACGAGCGCUUUGCAAACGCCAUGAAUGCUUGGUAGCUCGAUCGCAGCUUUAUCAUCGGUCACCCACUCAAGUCUGUGCAGUGCAGCACGUCUGGGUUCUGUACCGAAUGCAUCAUUGCCUGCGUCGGAAAAUCCGAAAAUCUUCACAGAGCGAUUUCUUUGUUUUCCUCUAAGAGCAGUUUAGGGAUCAUCAGAGUUUCUCCUCUUUAGACGGGUCAUGAAUUUGGACUUCAGGUGAACGCGCCAGAGCUAUGCUGUCAUACCAGGUGAAGGAUCUGUCUAAGCUGCCUUGGACUGUCGGUGCUCAAAUACCGGUCAGAAACAACACGAAGGCUCCUCUCGGUUGCCGUGACAGCUGUACGAGGCACACCGUUUCUCAAUUGGAGAGUAGUUGACUGGCUCGUCGUGCACAGGCCAUCUCUUACACAUAUUCACAUCGAGCAGGCAGGUUCGAAUCCGCAGGUGCAAAUGCCUCAUCCGGUAGUGGAUGCCAAUGUUGACAGCAUAUUUGGAAAGUAUUCUGCUGAAGAAUUCUAUGCCCGUCAUGGGGUUACACACUCCGAGGCCUUUAUAAGAAACUCGAGUGGGCUUUCCUUGUACACACAUUCCUGGAAACCUGCGGAGGGCAAGGUGAAGGGGCUUGUAUUAGUUUGCCACGGCUAUGGAUCCGACAGCGGGUGGCUUGUGCAACUCACGGCCAUUGGCUUUGCUGAGAGAGGAUAUUCGGUGCAUGCCAUAGACCACCAGGGACAUGGACAGUCAGGAGGGCUGAGAGGUUACAUCCCGUCAUUCGAUGCAGUCUUAGAUGACUGCAUACUCUUUUUCGAUUCUGUGAGGAAUUCUGAGCAGAAUAAAGGCCUUCCGUGCUUCCUCUAUGGUGAGUCCAUGGGAGGUGCAAUAGUUCUCCUGAUCACCUUGAGGCAGCCCAAUGUGUACAACGGAGCGAUGCUGAAUGGAGCGAUGAUGAUGAUAUCUGAAAAGUACAAGCCCCCAUGGAUUUUUGAGGAGGUCCUGAAGUUUGUUGCCCCUUUCAUGCAUCGGUUACCCAUAGUUCCUACCAAAAACAUACCCUCUAUCUCUUUCAAAGAAGAGUGGAAACGAACUCUCGCAUUAGCCAACCCCAGAAGGUACACUGGCCGACCACGCAUCGGAACCGCUUUCGAGCUCCUCCGAAUCGUCAGAGUCAUGGAGCAGCGCUUAGCAGAAGUGAAAAUUCCCUUCGUCGCCGUUCACGGAGAACUGGAUGUCGUCGUCGAUCCCGCAGGAAGCGAAGCAUUGUUUGAGAAAUCGAGCAGUGUGGAUAAAAGCCUCAAGGUGUAUAAAGGAAUGUGGCAUCAGCUGGUCGGAGAGCCCGCUGAGAACGUCGAGGAAGUGUUUGGAUUCAUCUUUUCCUGGUUGGAUGAACACGCCGCCAAGCAUAUUGUAUGAUCUUUUUUGCUUUCUGCUUUGUAAAAGCUCGACCCCUACUUAGUGAUCCGCUGCAGAUUAAAAAGCGCCGGAACCUCCACUCUCACUGACUAGUGAUUCUCAGUGUGGCAUGGCAUGUGCCCCAAAAUAAUCCUUAGCUCUGCGACUUAUAAAGUUAUCAUUCUUCGUUGAGUAAAUGUCAGGUAGGAGAAGUAAUUAGCUCCCACGUAAGAUUAUGAAACGCGAGGCUGAGACAUACCGGUGAAAAAGCAGUUGGCUGCAUCGUAACUUUUGACGAAGGGAGCCUCGGGACCGAGAUCGGCCACCUUAUAGAUCUUCAUCACAUAACCAUGGAGUAGCGCAAGUCGGUCAUUUCGUUCUGGCCCGUCGAGCUAAUCAAUGUUUAUAGCCUUAAGCAUACGUAUGCUAACUCCACUAUACAUCGGCAUUAUAUGUUGCAGUAAUUGUUGCAGCGACCUGCUUGGAGGAAAGUUUUGGAGUCCUUUGUUCUAAUUGUGCUGCUUCUGGAGCUGUUCUCGGUCCAUCAAACGCUCCGGUUCUGAAUACUGAUGUACAGUACAGUAGUCUAUUUGUCCAUCAAAUGCUGAGGAAUGCAAGCCUUUGGGAGGUUUUCAUCUCUCUCGUCGGUACGGAAGUAGGGCAUUCUCCAGUUGUGUGUCGAGGUUCUGUUCCCUCUGCCCCCCAUAGUUGAUACCUUUUCGCAUUUUUACUUCAUACAUUUAGCAAAUUCAGAAUAAAGCUCAAUAGAUCAUAAGAAU